UCGCACAUCGAAAUGAAUCAGGUGUGUAUUUUGUUAACGAUAUUUUUGAUAUGUUACAAUAAUUACUGUGUCUUGGCCGGAGGCAUUGGCUUCAAUACUUCCGAUAUUAAAAAUGGAAACUGCGUGAUCGCAACUCCCGCGGAUUUGGUUAAAACCGAACACGUUCACAAAACGGGAAUUCCGUUCAUGACUCGGUCAGCCACGUCUGAAUGGCUUGGAAACAAGAAGAUCUAUUGUCUGCAAGUUAUGAACCAGAAGCCAAGCAGUGAUGGUUCCACCGUAUCCAUUACGAGUGGAGGCGUUGGAUACAAUUUCGUUAAGUUGGCUAUGAAGUCUACAAAAGGACACGGUUUGGAUUAUAAUAUACAGAUAUACGCAAAAUUAUACUUUUAAAUAAAUUCAAAUUAUUAAUAAAUAAUAAUAUAUAUAUAAAUAUUUAUGAUGUAAAACGUUGUAAUUAAAGAAGUUAAACUAUUAA
Molecule: messenger RNA, 478 nt
Organism: Psylliodes chrysocephalus
Lineage: Eukaryota; Metazoa; Arthropoda; Insecta; Coleoptera; Chrysomelidae
Source: the annotation of a GenBank genome assembly